CAGCUGUGAGAAUCCUCGUUGCAACCAGAGCAGCGAGCAUCAUGUCAACGCUGGAUCAGGACUUUGGGUUUCUGGAGUUCCAAGAUACUCAGGGCUCCCAGUACGACUAUGAAAACUUCACCGUCCCUUCUCAGACUCAGUCUAGCAAAGAUGUAGCCGACGAUUUGUCGCUGGCAUCUUUGACCCUAAACUCGCAAUCCACUCAAUUGACGCAACCGGGCUUGUCGUCAUUGGGCAGUAAAGUGCGGAAGAACUCCCUCGAAUAUGGAGAGUUGGGCUUUGUUGAAGAUCUGCCGUCGAGAUAUGACAUCGAUGGAGCAGAAGACGGAUUUGAUGAUCAGCCGCGAGACUUGCCGGCACAUGCUUGCAAAUACUGCGGCAUCCAUAAUCCUUGCUCAGUUGUAGAAUGUCUCGCCUGUAACAAGUGGUUUUGCAAUGCACGCCUCGCUUCGACAAGAGGUUCUCACAUCAUUCAACAUCUGGUGCGGGCUAGGCAUAAGGAUGUCCGCUUGCAUCCGGAGUCACCUUUAGGGGAGACGAUUCUGGAAUGUUAUAACUGCGGCGCCCGGAAUGUAUUUAACUUGGGAUUUAUUCCCGCAAAAUCUGACACGGUUGUGGUAUUGCUUUGCAGGGCCUGCUCAAAUCCUUUAGGUCAAAAGGACGCCAGCUGGGAUCUUUCCCAGUGGUUGCCGUUGAUUGAAGAUAGGAGUUUCUUAUCUUGGCUGGUGAAGAUCCCAUCAGAACAUGAGCAACUGCGUGCCAGGCACGUCACGCCUUCACAGAUUGCGUCAUUGGAGGAUAGAUGGACGGACGAUGCGAAUGCUACCUUUGAUGAUUUGAACAAGCCUGGAAUUGACGAUGAACCGGAACCAGUGCGCUUGCGGUACGACGAUGCUUAUCAAUACCAGAACAUAUUUGGCCCGUUGAUGAAGAUGGAAGCGGAUUAUGAUAAGAGGCUGAAAGAGUCUCAGACGCAAGAUGAAGUCGUGAUUCGAUGGGACCAGGGUCUGAACAAGAAACGCCUUGCGUGUUUCAUCUUGCCGAAGUUGGAGCAAGGGGACAUUCGCUUAGCGGUUGGCGAUGAGCUUCUGUUACGCUACUCGGGAGAACUGAUGAAAGGGCCAUGGGAGGGCAUAGGCCAUGUUAUCAAGAUUCCAAACAAUCUCUCGGACGAGGUGGUGUUGGAAUUGAAGAAGGACGAGAAGACCCCGCUAAAUUGCACCCAUAACUUCACGGUGGAUUUCGUGUGGAAAUCGACUUCUUUUGAUAGGAUGCAAGCGGCCAUGAAGACAUUUGCGGUUGACGAGCACUCCGUUAGUGGUUAUAUCUAUCAUCGUCUGUUGGGCCAUGACGUCGAACCACAAAUGUUGAAAGCAAAUAUGCCAAAGAGGUUUACUGCUCCGAAUCUUCCCGACCUCAAUCAUUCACAAGUCUUUGCUGUGAAGAGUGUUCUACAGAAACCGCUUAGUCUAAUUCAAGGUCCACCCGGAACUGGGAAAACCGUAACUUCCGCGACAAUAGUGUAUCAUCUGGCGAGGAUGAAUCCAGGGCAAGUGCUCGUUUGCGCACCAAGUAACGUAGCUGUCGAUCAGCUCACCGAAAAAAUCCACCAAACCGGUCUCAAGGUGGUCCGUGUAACCGCAAAGAGCCGAGAAGCACUGGACUCUCCUGUCUCGUUCUUAACAUUGCACGAGCAAGUGAUCAACAAUGAUACGGACCCUGAGCUACAGAAAUAUGUAAAGCUGAAAAGGGAGCUCGGUGAACUGAAAUCUCAAGACGAGAAACGAUAUCGGUCAUUGAAGCGUCACGCAGAGCGUGAAAUCCUGCAGAACGCGGACGUUGUGUGUUGUACUUGCGUUGGUGCUGGAGAUCCUCGUUUGCAAAAGUAUGAGUUCCGCACUGUUUUGAUCGACGAAGCGACACAGGCUGCUGAGCCAGAGUGCCUGAUUCCACUCGUACUUGGUGCGAAGCAAGCGGUGCUUGUUGGAGAUCACAAACAGCUGGGUCCGGUCAUUCUCAAUAAGAAGGCUGCGAAGGCUGGGCUUUCACAGUCCUUAUUUGAACGUCUAGUACUUCUCAACAUUCGGCCAAUUCGGCUUCAAGUGCAAUACCGCAUGCAUCCUUGCUUAUCCGAGUUCCCAUCGAACAUGUUUUACGAAGGUUCACUUCAGAAUGGGGUCACUGUUCAGGAGCGCCUUCGAAAGGAUGUUGACUUCCCUUGGCCGGUACCAGAAACGCCUAUGUGCUUCCACUGCUCGUAUGGACAGGAGGAACUAUCUUCAUCGGGUACGUCCUACCUCAAUAGGACGGAGGCCACGAAUUGUGAGAAAGUCGUCACUCGCUUUCUCAAAGCCGGCGUUAAGCCCUCCCAAAUCGGCAUUGUGACUCCGUAUGAAGGCCAGCGCUCGUAUGUGGUAAAUCACAUGCAGUUCGCCGGAGCUUUGAAGAAAGAUUUAUACAAGGAAAUUGAGGUCGCUAGCGUUGACGCCUUUCAAGGUCGUGAGAAGGACUACAUCAUUCUGACUUGUGUCCGCUCAAAUGAUCAUUCGGGCAUCGGGUUUUUGAGCGACCCCCGCCGUUUGAACGUCGCGUUAACCCGUGCGAAGUAUGGCGUUGUCAUUCUCGGAAAUCCGAAAGUAUUAGCAAAGAACCCAUUGUGGUACCAACUACUUAUGCAGUUCAAAGAGAAGAACUGUCUUGUAGAAGGACCUCUCAGCAAUUUGAAGAGGUCGAUGAUUCAAUUCACCCGUCCCCGCAACAAGCCCAAAGAUGACAAGCUCAACAGCCGAUUCCCGGUUGACGCGCAACAGCAUUUUGCUCGUCCCCCGAAAGCCACAGACACUAGAGGUACAGGACGGUACAAUCCGUACCAUGAUCCUUUAGCAGCCGUGGAUGCAAGUCGGUUGUUCUCUCAAUCCCAGUACUCUAUUCCGAUGAUUCCCGGACCAUUCUCCCAAGACUUGGCGAUGUCCGCCUCUCAGCAUUCUCUUGGUGGCAGCCACUUUGGCGACAGGCAUGGAAGUUUCUCGCAAUCAGACUCGCAGGGGCCUUUUACUCAGGGAAGCAACUUCUCCGGGUCGCAGGGUACCCAUGCAUCCUUCUCGCAAAGCGACCGUCUAUCUCUUAAUAUGAGUCAAGAUUCGUAUCUGGAAGACUACAAGAGUCAAGUCGAUACAUACAUGAGUCAAGAAUUUGGUCUGGGAAUGAAGAGCCAGACCGAUUACCAGAGCCAGGGUUUCACUCAGUUCUGAUUCUGAAGCAUCUACGGACAUUUCGAAACUCCCCGUCCUCCAUUGAUGGGUGGUAAUGCUGCAGCUGGUUUCUUGGUCCGCGGAAGCCUGCGCGAAAUCCUUCCUAUCUGCUUCGGGUUUUCGGGGUGUCAAUUUCGCCAACCCAAUGCUUUACCUGUGAUUUGUCAACCCUUACCGCCACGAUUACCGUCUCCACUGUCGCCGAACGGUAGUGACAUCACAAGCAUGCAAAAGUCCGGAAACAUAAGGUUGCAGAAGUAUAUCGGCGUAGGGACGCUUAAGGGGUGCAGGCAAAGAAGCAAUUGAAUAUUGGAGAAGAAUUGAACGUUUGUGAGCCAGUUCAAUCUGGUGUGAAGUUUGAGGGGCCGAGUAAACAUUGGUUCUAACCGCUGUCUCAAAUAUAUAUUCAAUGCCAGCGUGUCGCUGCGAAAUUCCUAGUUUGCAU
Messenger RNA from Spizellomyces punctatus DAOM BR117, 3696 nucleotides. RefSeq lists its product as uncharacterized. Gene Ontology annotation, biological process: nuclear-transcribed mRNA catabolic process, nonsense-mediated decay. The transcript has 8 exons. The coding region runs from base 42 to 3251 and encodes 1069 amino acids. Gene Ontology annotation, molecular function: RNA binding; zinc ion binding; RNA helicase activity. Lineage: Eukaryota; Fungi; Chytridiomycota; Chytridiomycetes; Spizellomycetales; Spizellomycetaceae. Gene Ontology annotation, cellular component: cytoplasm. The record is from RefSeq and is a predicted model, not a curated record.